UUGAGCGGGAAACCAUCUGUCAGUUUGUUUAUCUCUUCACAGCUCUUUGUGUAUUGUAGAGAAAACAUAUGAGUGUUUUAUAUCGAAUCAAUAUCAAAUUAUAACAUUGAACCCAAAAAUAAUUGAAGUAAAAUAUUAGAUAAUGGCUUUUAAUGAGGAUCACCUUCCCGAUUUAUUGCCUCUUUAUUAUAAACGACUUUUUCCACAUCAGUUAUUCCAUCAAUGGUUAAGUUAUGGUGAUAAUCAGCUAUUUUCAAAAAGAGAAGUAUCAUUCACAUUAUUUGGAGAUAUAUACAUACGAUUCCAGUCCUUCGAUACAUAUGAACAAUUUGUUCAAGAGAUACAUAAAAAAUUGCCAGUUAAAAUUGAUAUUGGAGCUAUAUACCUUCAACGACCCAAAGACAAACUAACAUGUAGAACAUUAAUACCUGUUCAAAAGGAAAUGGUUUUUGAUAUCGAUAUGACUGAUUAUGAUGAUGUUCGGAUAUGCUGCUCAGGAGCAGAAGUAUGUAAUAAAUGCUGGAAAUUUAUGGUUAUUGCAUGUAAAAUUAUAGAUGCUACAUUGAGAGAAGAUUUUGGGUUUAAAAAUAUUUUGUGGGUAUUUUCUGGAAGAAGAGGUAUACAUUGUUGGGUUGCUGAUUUCAAUGUGAGACAUUUUGGUGAUGAUGUGAGAAGUUCAGUAGCUGAGUAUAUCCAAGUACUUAAGGGUGGUUUAACAUCAAAGAAAGUGCAAUUACCAGGAGACAAAAUUCAUCAUUCAAUUGUGAGAUCUCUUUCUGUUAUUGAUAAAUAUUUUCAUGAAUCUUUGGUUAUAAAUCAAGAUAUAUUGGGAAAAGAAAGAUUGGACAAAUUUCUGAAUAUUAUAGACCAAGAUCUGAGGGGUACAUUCAAAGAUGCAUUGGAAAAAUUUGAUACAUCAGAGGAAAGAUGGAAAGCAUUUGAAACCCACUUUGCUGAUCUUUCAAGGAAGGGUCAAAUUCCUAGAAAUUUAAGAAAUUUAAAGGAGGAAAUAAAGUUACAGUAUUGUUAUCCAAGGUUGGAUAUCCAUGUGUCCAAAGCAAUGAACCAUUUACUGAAGGCACCAUUUUGUGUGCAUCCAAAAAGUGGAAAAAUAUCAGUCCCUUUUAAUCCACGUUUUGUGGAUAGCUUUGACCCCGACAAAGUACCUACAAUCACGCUGCUCGAUCAAGAAAUCAAUGAAUAUGAUGCUAAAACCAAAACAAUGUCUGAAGGUGUUGAAGAUGGUCCAAUGAAAAUAAAAGAUUACAAAAAAACUAGUUUAUUGAAAUCUGUUGUUAUUUUUGAGCAAUUUAUAAGGUCCUUGGAGAGAGAUAUCAGAAGUAGAGAGAAUACCGAUAUAAUGGAAGUGAUGUAAUGUGAGGAAUAAAUCCAAGUUUUAAUGGAUACUAUCAUUUGAGUAAUUCAUUUCAAUAUUAUAGAACAAGGCAAAUAUUGCAGGAAAGUGUUCAUAUUGAGCUUUUAUGUAUAUAGACAGGCAAUAAAAAUUCAAUAUUUCUAA
Messenger RNA from Harmonia axyridis, 1519 nucleotides. RefSeq names its product DNA primase small subunit (gene DNApol-alpha50). The coding region runs from base 143 to 1375 and encodes 410 amino acids. The record is from RefSeq and is a predicted model, not a curated record. Gene Ontology annotation, biological process: DNA replication, synthesis of primer. Lineage: Eukaryota; Metazoa; Arthropoda; Insecta; Coleoptera; Coccinellidae. The transcript is spliced from 6 exons. Gene Ontology annotation, cellular component: alpha DNA polymerase:primase complex.